UUUAGGGGUUUUCUUUCCAAAUGAAAACUCAAUGUUUCAUUUUUUAUUGUUAAAUAUGAAGAAAAUUAAAAAUGGCAUCGUUAAAGAAGAAGUUUGAUGAAGGGGCAAAAUUAAUUAAUUAAAUAGAACGCUCAAUUUCAAUUAUGUAAUUUAUCUAGAUUGGUUGAUAAAUGAGAAGAACGAUUGGUUAUUAACUGGAUGCGUACUCACACUAAUCGUUUGUUAUUAUCCGCCAUUGAUCAAUAGUCGGUAGAUGCGCGCAUGCAUAUAUUAAUAGUCGUCGACCGUUCAUCCCUUAUAAAGCGUCCAGGCAUGUCGAGUCGUCUGUUUGGCUCUCCCCUGCGGCCACAUCGCGGUGUUUGGCUGUCGGCACGCGACUGGCGCGAUCGCCAACACAAUGCUGGUUGGCCGUAGGUGGAGCCUAGUAUUCAUGAGCUUUGGCUUUUUAAUGGUGCCGACGGUUGCAGCCAUCACAGAGGUGCCACGGGUUGGCCACGCGACUGUUGCUCCUAGCAUGGCUUCGUUGACUGUAGUCAGUUCGGCGGAAAACAUUACAAAGUUUCUAACAGGCUCCAACGGUUCGGAAACAAAGGAACAUCAGACUAGUGAAAAGAAUAACAAUUCAGAAGGGGAGUUUGUUAGAUGUAAAAGAAGACUCCAGAUCAGUCAGAUCGGUUACGAUUUCUCUCAACCGCAACCAACAGCGGUUGCUAGAAGAAAUGCGAGAGAGAGAAGAAGAGUCAGGAUGGUCAAUUUGGGAUUCACGACUUUAAGAGAUCACGUGCCGUCGGGUGCCAAAAAUAAAAAGUUAAGUAAAGUGGAAACUCUCAGAUCGGCCAUUGAAUACAUCAAACAGUUACAGGACUUAUUAGGUGAGACAGAAACUUCGUUGGAGUGUAUGCAGAGUGAUGACAAGUUUAUGUCUACAGAUGGUGACGAAUUUGCUGCUGUGGCAUCGUCUUCUUCGUCUGCUAUGGCGGUCGAUUCUGCUUCAUCUCCUUCUCCUAGUUUGGGUUCGGACACUUCUUCACCGUAUCACAUGUUCAGUCCCGGAGAAGACACUUAUUUGGAUUUCGGAAGCUGGUUUCCAUAAACAGUUGACAAUCUCGAUUCGCCCCUAUGCCCCGACGACAAUCCGGUCGCCAUGGCAACAGACAGGCUUGAUUCCAACGCUGGCCGAUGGAGGGAGCCACCGUGCAAAUGGUGCGAGACAACUACCCCUGGGGGCAUUGUUCUAAAUCGUUGGUCGGCCAGUGUGCUAGACGUUUUCAAGAGAGUAUUGUUGUAUAGUCUGCCAGAGGUCUAUGCCAACCAGAUGUCCUAUCCCCAUUUGGGAUCCGACUUCAAUUCGAGUAAAGUUGCCCUGUUGUUAUUAACUAGUCAUCACCAUUAUCUGUUUUCUUGAAUGAACGCGUUGCUCAUUCAGGCUCAAAACAAUCCAGGUGUACUUAUUAUUAUUAUUACAAAAAACUGUCAGUAUUAAAGAUGUUCCCUCCAAAUCCUCCGGGAAGAGCCAAUGAUAAAUUGCUCAAAACGCAGUGUUGUUAAUAAUAAUUAAAAGAAAACCGCGCGAUAUUUUUUGAUAUUAAUUGUGUUUUUCUCUGUUA
This is a messenger RNA of Centruroides sculpturatus (bark scorpion), 1607 nucleotides long. Its product is annotated as achaete-scute homolog 1a-like. Gene Ontology annotation, biological process: regulation of transcription by RNA polymerase II; developmental process. The record is from RefSeq and is a predicted model, not a curated record. Gene Ontology annotation, molecular function: RNA polymerase II transcription regulatory region sequence-specific DNA binding; DNA-binding transcription factor activity, RNA polymerase II-specific; protein dimerization activity. Lineage: Eukaryota; Metazoa; Arthropoda; Arachnida; Scorpiones; Buthidae. The transcript is spliced from 2 exons. Bases 398 to 1093 code for a protein of 231 amino acids.